Thlaspi arvense is the source of this 1288-nucleotide messenger RNA. The record is from the annotation of a GenBank genome assembly. NCBI's taxonomy places the organism in Eukaryota, Viridiplantae, Streptophyta, Magnoliopsida, Brassicales, Brassicaceae.
CACCACAGCAAAUCCUUAAUCUACACUACUGUCAAAAACGUGAAUUUUUUCAUAUACUUUUACUUAACGUACCGUCAAUAACCAAAAUGGUUUUGAUAGUGUCGUAUGUGUUCGUGGUUCUAACUAUUUUUGGCAUGGACCUAACUACCUCUCAAGCCACAUCCCGUAUCACUUUUCACGAGUCAUCCAUUCUUGAUUACCACCAACAAUGGAUGAACCAGUUUUCUCGAGUUUAUACCGAUGAAUCCGAGAAACAGAUGAGACUUAAAGUAUUCAAGAAAAACUUGAAAUUCAUUGAGAACUUCAAUAACAAUGGGAAUCAAAGCUACAAGCUUGGUGUUAAUGAAUUCACAGAUUUGACCAAAGAGGAGUUCCUUGCCACCCACACCGGUCUCAGAGGCAUUGACGUAACUUCACCAUCUGAAGUGGUUGAUGAAACGAUGCCAUCUUGGAAUUGGAACGUUACUAAUGUUGUCGGUGAGAGCAAAGACUGGACAAAGGAGGGAGCUGUAACACCUAUCAAAACGCAAGGACAAUGUGGUAGUUGUUGGGCAUUUUCAGCGAUUGCAGCAGUGGAAGGUCUGGCAAAGAUUACUCGAGGAAACCUCGUAUCACUGUCCGAACAGCAGCUUAUUGAUUGUGAUAGAGCGCGUAACAAAGGUUGCAAGGGGGGAACAAUGGCAGAAGCUUUCAACUACAUAGCAAAAAGCGGAGGCAUAUCUUCAGCAGACGCAUACCCUUAUCAAGUGAAAGAAGGGAGUUGCCAGUCCAACAUCAAACCCACCAUGCAGAUAAGAGGGCUCAAAAGGGUUCAACAAAACAACGAGGUUCAGUUGCUCAGCGCUGUCUCGAGACAGCCUGUAUCGGUGGGCAUUAAAGCGACCGCGGCCAGUUUCAUCCAUUACUCAAGCGGAGUGUACAAUGCGCCUGACUGUGGGACGGCCAACUUGGAUCAUGCAGUGACGUUGGUUGGGUACGGGACGAGCCCUGAAGGGAUCAAGUAUUGGCUAGCAAAAAACUCUUGGGGUGAGACUUGGGGAGAGAGUGGUUAUAUUAGACUCCGUAGAGAUGUGGAGUGGCCUGAAGGCAUGUGUGGUAUAGCUACAUUUGCUUGUUAUCCGGUUGUGUAAUAAAUUAUGUUUGAUGAUUUUUAUUCAAGUACUGUGAAUGUUUCCGCGCUAAGGAUUGUUUUUAAAGUAUUUGAUAUUUAAAAUAAAUUAUUUUAAUAUUAAAUAAAUAUUUUAAAUAUAAUAUAUUUUUGAUGUGGUUAUACAUUGAAAUAUUUUUA